GGAAAGAACAAUUGCUGUUAGAUCAAAUCAGAUUGCUCAAAUCGAAAUUGUCACUCUCAAUCGAAUCUUAUACUAAUUCAGUAUGAUCCCCCACCACCGCAAACAUAUUCCCCACCUCUAGUCGCGAGAAUAAGAAGAGACAGAAGGGGGGGUUUUUAUCCUCAAAGAUUUGGGCUUUUCACGGGAGCUUGAUUUUGAUUCUCCUCUUCUCAUACAACCCAUCAGCUUUCUUUUCCACCAACCAACAUAGCUGCAUGAUAUGCUAGAAGACUAGAAAAGGCUAUCUCUCUGUUCUCUAUGGUCGACAUAAUCCUCCACUCAGAGUAGAUAGCCAGAGGCCCAGAGUGUUCAUUUUCUUCUUCUUCUUCUUGGGUCUCAUUAUACAUUCCCCAAUCUUUCCUUUGUCCUCUGCUUCCAUAGACCAAUCAAUCAAUGUACAUUACCCAUAUCCAAAACAAAAACACCAUGCAAAUCCUUGCACGUUCUCGGCUCCACGCCCUCUCCAUUUCGCUCCUCUGCAUUUCCCUUCUCAUCAUUCCCUCGUCGGCCAACAAUCCCACCCCCGCUCGCCGGCCGCCGCGCCAGCUCUCUGUCAAUUACUACGCCAAGUCGUGUCCAAACCUUGACCAGCUCGUCGCCUCCGUCACUUCACAGCAGUUCAAGGAGUCCCCUGUCUCCGGCCCCGCCACCAUCCGCCUCUUCUUCCAUGACUGCUUCGUCGAGAUUGUAAUCCAGGGCUGCGAUGCUUCGAUACUGAUAUCGACGAAGCCCGGAAGCAGAGAAUUGGCAGAGAAGGAAGCAGAGGACAACAAGGACUUGAGAACAGAGGGAUUCGACACCGUUCACAAGGCCAAGGCCCUCGUCGAAAGCAAAUGCCCCGGCGCCGUCUCUUGCUCCGACAUUCUUGCCAUUGCCGCCAGAGACUUCGUCCAUUUAGCAGGUGGGCCGUACUACCAAGUGAAGAAGGGAAGAUGGGACGGGAAAUUUUCGAAAUCAACAACAGUGGCAAACAACAUCCCACGCGCGAAUUCCACCGUCGACGAGCUUCUCAACCUCUUCGCCUCCAAAGGGCUGUCGCUGCAAGACAUGGUGGUCCUCUCGGGUGCGCACACAAUUGGGUUCGCCCACUGCAAGCAAUUCGUCGGCCGGCUGUAUAACUACAGGGGGACGAAGAGACCUGACCCGGAAAUGGACCCGAGGCUGCUGAAGGCGCUGCGGAUGUCGUGCCCGCAAUUCGGCGGCGGAGCUGGCGUGGUGGCGCCGUUCGACGUUACGACGCCGUUUUUGUUCGACCAUGCUUAUUACGGGAACCUGGAAGGGAAAUUGGGGUUGCUGGCUUCGGACCAGGGUUUGGCUCUUGACCCGCGGACCGGACCGGUGGUUCGGUUGCUGGGGAAGGAUAAGGAGAGGUUCUUUGAGUGGUUCGCUGUGGCAAUGGAGAAGAUGGGUUCGGUUGGGGUCAAGAGAGGGAGGAGACAUGGGGAGCGGAGGAGAGAUUGCACCGUACACGUGUCUUGAAUUUUUUACCUUUUUUUUUUUUUUUUGUGGAGGGUUAAUUUUGAAAGAGAGUAGAUGGGCUUUGUUGUAGAGAUGUGGGCAGUUCGGGGCCCAACUUCCUAUAAUAUUAUUGGGCUCCCGUGUAUAGCAAAUUACUGCUUCGCCGAGCCCAAUAUUAAAUUUCUUCUCCAUGGCUCAUUUCCGGCCCGCUGCAAUCCAGUUUCCGCAAGGAAAAAGGAAAGAAGAACAAAACAAAACAAGGAUUCUGUUUUUUUUUCCUUUUGUCGCCUGAGGGACGGAUGGUUUUAACUUCUUAUAAAUACACACCUCUAUGCCGUAGC
Molecule: messenger RNA, 1838 nt
Organism: Linum tenue
Lineage: Eukaryota; Viridiplantae; Streptophyta; Magnoliopsida; Malpighiales; Linaceae
Source: the annotation of a GenBank genome assembly